Molecule: messenger RNA, 10406 nt
Organism: Lymnaea stagnalis (great pond snail)
Lineage: Eukaryota; Metazoa; Mollusca; Gastropoda; Lymnaeidae
Source: the annotation of a GenBank genome assembly
AUUGCCUUGAAAUGGUUGUCACAUGACUUUUACUGGUGAUUAUAAACAACGCGUUGGUCGUCAUUCCGAAUUGACUCAUUGGUACAAGAUCCAUUAAAAGUAACUCGUAAGCAACCGUACACAGUAUCAACAAUGGAUAGGAAAGGCUUUAUUGCCUUCCUACUUCUCUUGUUAUGUGUAGGAGUGACUGUAUCUUUCAAUCCAUGUCAGCCUACCAUGGUUCAUAUUGCCUACGGUGGUAAGCAAUAACUAUAACACUAUAACUAAACUAUAACUUUGACUUUAACUUAUAACUAUCGACAUCGAGUAUUUAAAUUUAAAUAAUAAAUAAGUCAAGUAAUUAGUAAUUGGAGUCAAAUAAUAUAAUUGUAUAAUUAUAUAAUAAUUGAUAAUAUAUAACAAGAAGUAUUUUUCAUCUAUUGCUAUACUGAUCAGUGAUCACUGAUACUAUUUCAUACUAUUUACCGCACAGUUAAACUGCAAUUUUUGUUCCUCUAAAAAUGACCUUAAAAUUAAAUUACCAAAUGUAAAUGAUCACAAAUUAAAUCAUUAAAUUAAUGUCACUAAUAUCACUAAAGGAGUUCAUUUACUGCUUAUUUCCACGCUAGAGAAAUACUUUAGAUGUUAUGAUAUGUGAUCUUAAAUUGUGGAAUGUUGGGCCUACCCAACCACUUUUCACAUAAAUUUUAAAAAAUUGUGAAAAAUCAAUCUUAAAUUUAAUUUACAACAAAAACUACUUAAACCAAUUUCAAUAAAAAAAAUUUUCUAUUAUAUUAUCAGAAAAUCGUAAAAUAAAGAAUUCUUUUAUCUAAAUUAGACUUUUUAAACCGUUUUUCACACCUGUAAACAGAUUUUAAUGUCUUUUUUACAGAAAUGUUAUUAAUUUGAUAAAACUAUACAACCACUUAACUUUUUGCAAAGUAAAAACACAAAUAAAUUUUCAUUUUUUGAAAAAAAAAAAUUAACUAACCCUUAUUUUUUCAAAAUUAAAUUUUGACAUGUGUAAAAUGAUUGGUUUUUGAUAUUCAUGGGUAAACUUAUAUAUUAUAUGUAAAUUUACCCACAUUUUCUUAACGCCACUGAUUUUCUUAAUUGCUAAACAUACGUUUAUUUAGAGAAAGUAACAUCUCUUUUUCACAACUUUAAAAUAUCACCUGAUUUAAAGACAUAGUCAUCCAAGUAAAAAUGCAUAGACCCUAUUUCCUACCCCCCAUAUGUAUGUACCUUAAACUUAAAAGUUUAAUUAUUUAUCAAAUUCAUUCCUUUAUUCUGAGGCGUAUCCUGUGCUGUCUGGGGCAAAAUGAAAGUAUCGAAUUCCCCACCCGCCAGAUUUUAAUAAAAAUAAAUAAAAUCAUCCAUAGGAUAGUAGCCCCCUACAUACCCAAUCACACAAUUUAUGCAUUUCAUAUGGUUUGUUCUUAUUUGGAUGAGUGAUAAGUGCAUUUCAUUAGUGAAUGCUAGUUGGCAAUGGAGUUUCGCUGUACUGAUUUAAUUAAUUGGGCAUUUUCUUAUUCAAAAUAUAUUUAAAGGUUACUUUUUUAUAAAUUUAAUAAAAGUAUAUUUUUGGAAUAAAAAAACCCACUUAUUAAAUGUUAAAAAUACAAAGCUAAAAUUUGCUGUGUUUUAUUAACAAUUUAAAAAGCAAUCAAUUAUAUUUAUUUAUUUUACUUUUAAGAAGGGGAAAACACUGUUUCAGUUUUGUCAGGCAAGGUUAUUAAAUUAAAGCAACUUAGAGGCAGUUCAUGCUAUGAUGUCAUUUGUGUGUUUAUUUAUAUCAAAUUAAGUUUAAUUUAUUUUGCAAUUUAACAACGCCCUAAAAAAAUGCACUAAAAAUAGCAGAUGUUUCGUUUUCCUGAUAAAUGUGAUUAUUAUGUAGUCUUAGAUUAUAAUUUUUUGAUUUAAAAACUUUUUCAUAACUUUCAAAUUUUGAUAAAAUGCUUAAAAUAGUUCCUUGAUUGUUAUCAUAAAUGUUUGUGUAAUUUAUAAUAAUAAUACUUAAUCUUUUACUAAAAUAAAAGUGGAUAUAUUUUAUUUUUUGCUAAUUUAAAUUUUUUCGAUUUCCGUAAAUUGUAAAAUAAUAGAAAAUCACUAUAAAUAAUUGUUUUUAAGAACCGAACGUAUUUAAAUCACUUAUUUUCUUUAGCAUAAUGGUGAGCCUAGCUCAUUCUUAUAUAUAGGCCUAUUAACGAUAGCAAAUAUUGUUAAAAUGAAUAUCGUAAAAUACAUUCUUAUCCUAGUUAAGUUUAGAUUCAACAGUUUAAUUCAGAUAGUUUAGUUGAACUUAAUUUAGUAGCCUAUGCCUAGCAUUCAUGUAUUUUUAUAUGUAUAUAAGUAUAUUUUAUGUCCAAUGGCUUGUCUUAGGAAGGAUGAGAGGUAUGGACCCGACACUAAUUCUGCCCGGGCAACACUUUUUCUUUAUAGUUUUUUCGAGGUAGGCAGGUAGGGGCGGCAAAAAUCUUGACCUGCUGGGUGGGAGAGGGAGACUUACCCUACCCCUGGUGUCAGUUACCCUGGCUAUGUCACCCCAAUGAGUGCACCCAAAUUCAAAAUUUGAAUUGAAUAAAGCAAAGUUUAGCUUAUUAUAUAAAGUUAUAAUUAAAAGUAGGCAUAAUACAUUUUUUUAUAAUUGUAAAUGCCCAAGCCUAUACAGUAUAGACUGUCAUAUAUUUAUAAUCUUAGACUUUGUCUAAAACUUAAGUCUUAAAAGUGUGUACCUAGGAUGGUGUGCAAUAGGAUGGUGUGCAAUAGGAUGGUGUGCAUGAAUUGAAUGUGUCAUUAACUUUCAAGUAGUGGCCUUUUAGAUAUGCACCUUUUAGAUUAUUUAUUUUUAAAAUAGGGCAAUUAUAUUUAAAUAAUAAAGGGCUAUAAGCCUAAUUAAUCUUUACUUCUUCUAAAUUUCAAUAUUUAAUUUGAGACAGCAAAGAAAUAGUUUUAUACUUUCAGAAAUAAAAUAAAGUAAAUAAAGAGAUCCAAAUAAUCCUAAUUAAAUAUUACUUUGAAAACUUUUACAAUAAAUGCACUCCAGAAAAGUUUUCUGAGCAGAUACUCAGCUAUAUUUUAUAAAAUGGAUCUUCACUCAAAAAGGGUUGCAGACCCUCAGAUCCCUGGUUUAUGCCUUCUCACCAACACAUAAACUUAUCAUAUCAAUGCAAAGAUCAGAUUUCUAAUUUUAUUUUUAAACAAAUCCAGAUGAUGUCUCUAAAAUGAUAAUAACCUGGAGCACAAUCAAUGACUCCGCCUCCAUUGUCCAGUAUGGAGACUCUGUGAAAAACCUCACACUGGCUCAGAAAGGCAACAGUACAAAGUUUACAGAAGCUGAUGGCAAAUCAACACGUUUCCAGUUUAUUCAUCGUGUUGACCUUGAAAACCUAAAACCAAACACCACCUACUGUAAGUAUUAAAAGCUGUGAAACAAUAUUUAAACAAAUAUGUGAAGAAAAUAAAACUUACCUUUCUGGUAUUCUUAAAUUGAGAGAAUCGGCUGUUGUAUUUUUGUUGAUGUUACUUUUGUUAUAUUAAACAAAUUUGAGUGUAAAUUCUUAAUGAAUUAAUUAACUUUCUUUAUUUUUAAGAUUAUGAAAUGCAUCUCAGAUCUUAUAAAUUCUCUUGGCAGCUUUCUCUAUGACAUUCAGACUAUGAAUGUAUGUAUUACAUAUACACAUAGGAUGUAGUGGAAGAAAUGGUUACAAAAAGGGGGACAAUCCUUUUUAAGGUCUAUCAAUUGCAGUGCGCCUCAAAUAUAAACAUUUAAAAAAUAUAACUUUCAGUCUACAUCGCUGGAAGUCCCAUGGGCUGGUCCUCGACUUUCCACUUCAGGACAAUGCCCGUUGGUGAAGACUGGAGUCCAAGUUUAGCAAUAUUUGGAGACAUGGGAAGCAAAAAUGCCCAAUCCAUCCCUCGACUUGUCAGUGAUGCUGCUGUUGGAAUGUAUGAUGCUAUUCUACAUGUUGGUAAGAGGGAUGAUGCUGCUGUUGGAAUGUAUGAUGCUAUUCUACAUGUUGGUAAGAGGGAUGAUGCUGCUGUUGGAAUGUAUGAUGCUAUUCUACAUGUUGGUAAGAGGGAUGAUGCUGCUGUUGGAAUGUAUGAUGCUAUUCUACAUGUUGGUAAGAGGGAUGAUGCUGCUGUUGGAAUGUAUGAUGCUAUUCUACAUGUUGGUAAGAGGGAUGAUGCUGCUGUUGGAAUGUAUGAUGCUAUUCUACAUGUUGGUAAGAGGAUUGGAAUUAAAAUUACAUAUACAAGAAGACACCCACAAGCCGGUUAUAAAAAAUAUGGAUUUUUUUUUAUGCUGAGCAAGAAUCACAACCCAAUUUUUAGUGAAUGGAUAUGCAUCACUAAACAUGACUAAAACAUAGCAAAAAAUAUGUUUAUUGGCAUGAAUAUUACAGUAACUCUUAAUAAGUUAUGUGGUUAACUGUGGCCUCAACAUUCACAACACAUGUUUAUAUAUGGAUUUAAAAAUGAGUGUGGGAUAAAACUACUAUUAGUUCAGAUAAUCAACAUCUUACUGUCAUUGUUAGGCCUAUAUUAUGUAUUAUAAAAGUAAAAUUUAGUUUUUGUAAGAAGUCUUAGGCUUGUUAAGUGUGAAAUUACAUGUGAUACUAUUAUUAAAUGAAAUAUUAACAAAUUAAUCUUUAUUUAUUGUAUUGCAGGUGACUUUGCAUACGACCUAACAGGUGUAAGUAAAUAUUGCUUAAAUAGAAAUACAUAAAGCCAUAUUUGCAAGCUGAACAUAAUCAAUUUCCAAACAUAAAAUAUUGUAUUUAAAUUAAGUUUUAAAAAAUCGUCAUAUAUUGAAAGCUAACCCAAAAAAUCGGCAUAUAUUGAAAGCUAACCCAAAAAAUCGGCAUAUAUUGAAAGCUAACCCGAAAUGAUCAUAAUUUUAUUUCAGGAUGAUGGAAGAGUUGGCGACCGUUUCAUGGAACAAAUUGAACCCCUGGCAUCCAGCCUACCAUAUAUGACUUGUGUUGGCAAUCAUGAAAACUACUAGUGAGUGAAAGCUCCAUGUUGAUAUUAAUUUUUUUAAUCUUGUGAAACUUUCACCGUAAGACAAACGUACUUCCAGAAGGCCAAUAAUUAAGUAAUCCUAGAAAAGAAUUUUGAAAAAAAAACAACACAAUGUAUUAUGAGAACAAUUUAAUUUGAUAAAAAUCUUCUUUCAGCAACUUCAGCAAAUACAGAUCAAUCUUUAACAUGCCCAAUGAUAACAGGAAAAUGUACUUCAGGUAUGUGUUUUGAAAUAUUGAUUGUUUGGUCUCAUAUAUGUACUUCAGGUAUGUGUCUUGAAAUAUUGAUUGUUUGGUCUCAUAUAUGUACUUCAGGUAUGUGUCUUGAAAUAUUGAUUGUUUGGUCUCAUAUAUGUACUUCAGGUAUGUGUCUUGAAAUAUUGAUUGUUUGGUCUCAUAUAUGUACUUCAGGUAUGUGUAUUGAAAUAUUGAUUGUUUGGUUCAAGGAUUUUUACUUCAGGUAUGUGUAUUGAAAUAUUGAUUGUUUGCCCCCACUUGGUCUCAGGAACAUAAUUAAACCUAAAGAAACGUAAUUAGAAAAGAAAAGCAACUCUAUCAAGGCUGCAUGGCAUUACACCUAAUAAAUAAAAUAAACAUCAAAUUAAAGCAGGGAAGCAAAUCAAGUUAUGUGGAUAGCACCUAUGAUUUAAUAACAUUUGAAGUGAAAUAAAUAUUUAUAUCUGUUGAUCUUUCCUCCCUGCGAUGAACAUAUCUCAGACCUGUUUACUCUUACAAUUUUGGCGUACAAUGUACGAUUUUCCGGUGUAUACAUUAUAUAUACUGUAUGUUUAUUUUUUACUAUUAAGAUAAUGCAUUGAAUGAUAUUGUGAUGAUAUUGUACGAUUUUAAGAGUUUGAGGGUAAACAGGUCUGAUAUCUUUUUAUACCUCUUGAGCCUGAGCUAUCUUCUCCCUACCAUAAACAUAUAUAUUAUCUGUUGAGAUCUCUCCCCUCGGCCAUGAGCAGUUGCAUUUCCUUAGUAUGUCAUAUGUCCUCCCAUCAGAGCAUAUUUCUUAUGGGAAAGAUCCAAUAAUUGCAUAAACCAUCCUUUUCUAAGUUACACAGCUCAAGAAAUAUUCUUCAAAAAAAGCAUUUAGACUUUUUCACAGCCUCAAAAACAAACAAUCAGUUUUUAUAGCUAAAAGUUUUGUUUUUAAAUAACAAAGUUUUUAUAGCUAGAAAUUAUUUGACAAAGCUAGACACCCAUUUUAAUCAUUCACCUAAUUAAAAAAGAAAAGCAAAUUAAGUUCAUCACUUCAUGUUGUAUGUCAUGUUGUACAUCAUGUUGUACAUCAUGUUGUACAUCAUUGUUAUACAUCAUGUUAUACAUCAUGUUAUACAUAUUUUUAUGUUCUUGUAUUUUUCUUCCAGUUUUAACAUGGGACCAAUCCAUUUUGUCUCAAUCUCUACCGAGUUUUUCUACUUUCCACAUUUUGGAUUUGAUCAGAUUGAGGACCAAUAUGAGUGGGUUAAGAAAGAUCUUACAGUAAGGAUCACAUUUUUUAAAACAAUUAAUACAUCCACACAACUAUUUUACAAUAAAUGCUCACCAUGUCCACACAACUAUUUUGUAAACAUCACUAUGUUUAAGAAACUAUUUUGAUGUACAGUUAUGCAUGUUAGCAAAUAUAAUUUGAAAUAUUUACUGAUUUUUAACUCCGAUUUGAAGAGACCACAUCUGAAUUACUAUAUAUACAAAACAAGUAAUAGAUUUAUCUAUGAAAUUAGAGGUGGGUAUGGGGGGGGGGGAUAUAUAAAGAUAUUAGAUCUUUUCAUUGGUUUAUGGUUUAAAAAUGUUGUAUAUCUCCAUAAAUAAUUCAAAUGUUUGAAAGCUCAAAGCCAGAUCAGUUUUUAUAUUAUGACAACUUUUCUCUUUGACUGCAGGAAGCUAGUAAACCCGAAAACAGAGAGAAGCGUCCGUGGAUCAUAACUUUUGGCCAUCGCCCCAUGUACUGCUCCAACAAUGACAACGAUGACUGUACAAGCAAUGAAAGUUUGGUAAGUUCUUCACCUUUCAGUACUAUCUCUAUGGAACUUAUUUUUGUUAGGACAGUUUCUCACCAAAACUUGUUCAGAGACCUACUCAGGGCUUACAACACAUGAAUUUUGUUCUAUUAAAAGGUACGUGUUGGUGUUCAUGCCAUGGGAGUGCACGGGUACGAAGACCUGUUCCAUCAGUUUGGAGUCGAUGUUGCCAUCUGGGCACAUGAACAUUCUUACGAGAGGCUGUGGCCAGUUUACAAUUUGAAGGCUAGUUAUUUUUUUAAAUUUGUUCUACUUUGUAAUAUUCAAAUAAAUAACUUGCUGAAACUUGACAUGUGAAGUCAUUCAUUAAUGUGGAAGAAAUUUGUGAACUUUUAUGCUGUAUCAUUUGUGGAGAGCAUAUCAGCUAUUUAAUAAACUCAUUAAUAACAGUGCACUACCAUCCUUAAAUAUGAACUUACAAUGUGUUAAAAUGCGGCAAAUGUCUGCUUAUAGGUGAUGAAUGGUAGCUACGAGGAGCCUUACACCAACCCUGGUGGCAUUACGCACAUUAUUACUGGAUCUGCUGUAAGAUUUUGAUUCUUUCCUUCACCUCCUUCCCCCCCCCUUCCCCCCCCCCCUCUUAAAUUGUAGUUUUAAUUAAUAAUUAAAAAAAUAACUAUAGGUAACUGAAAAAUUGUUUUUACGAAGUUGUUAUAGUUAAGAAUUAUUUUAUUGUAAGUAUUUAAGGGAGGAAUUUUUAUUAUACUUUGCAAAUUAGUUGCGUCAUGGAAACCCACUGUAGAAACCCUCUUAAAGUGUCCAACGCUUCCCCGGGAUGGGUGAGGGAAGAUAUUAGGGCGUAAAUUUACCAACCCGACCCCUGAUAAAGUUGAUCGUGUGCACUCUGUGCAAACACAGUGUUGGGCCGACCGGGUGUCUUUGGGUUUGGGCGGCCCCCAGGGGAAUCCGAUCGAGCGGACUAGGGUGGGAGCUGUCCUGGCAAAGAGUCAUCUCCACAAGGUGCUUUGGGGAGGGCAUAAAGAGCAUUAGCUCGACGGCCCGCUGACGCCAAUUCUUAAUGUGACAUUUCAUUAUAAUUUGAAAGUAUUUAAGAUCGCAUGCUUAUUAUCAAUGACAGUUUAUAAGAAUAAAAAGAUAGGCAUGCAAUAAUCUGACAUCCUAAGUACAUAAGAUAAGCAUGCAACGAUCUUACAUCCUAUAAUCUCCUAUAUCCUAUAAUUUCCUACAUCCUAUAAUCUCUAACAUCCUAUAAUCUCUUUGUACUUAAUAAGGGUUGCAGUGAAGGUCAUGAACAUUUUGAAACAAACCCCCCUCCCUGGUCGGCAUACCGCAACAGCGACUAUGGCUUCACCCGCAUGAGGGCACUCAACAAGACCCAUCUCUAUUUUGAACAAGUGUCUGAUACUCAGGUAAUGUUGUGUACCAUAAAAUCUUUAGUAUAAUAUGCUGAAAAUUGAAUUCCAGCAAAAUAUAAAAACCAGCUUAUAACUGAUAUAUUAUUUACUGAAAUGUGACAUGUCAAAUGUGCCAAUAUAUAUAAUUUAUUAUUGUUCGUUCCUCGCAUGCAAAGAUGAGUUAUAGCCUUGACCUCAGCUGUAUUUUGUUUAGUGAGGGAUAGUUGCUCCAAUCAUCAGACUCCAUCUCUUUAGACUCCAUCUCCUGAGACUCCUUCUCCCCAGACUCCAUCUCUGGAGACUCCAUCUCCUUAGACUCCAUCUCAUUAGACUUAGACUCCAUCUCCGGGUUUGAACUCAGUUUGCCUUCUCUUAGACGAGUUGCCUUCUCUUAUAUGAGUUGCCAUCCCUUAGAUGAGUUGCCAUACUGGUUUAUAGAGUCCUAUCCACCCUGGAUGCUGGUGGUGUUUUGGCUUGAGUAGGCUAUGCUGGGGAUUGCACUCCAAUCCACUGUUGGGAUUGACUUGGUUUUGACCUCUCGACCACCCAUCACCAUAUAUUUACACCAUAUAUAAUAUAUAUAUAUAUCUAUAUUUUAUGUGCAGACACCUAAUUUUAUUUUGGUUUGGGGUCUGUUACAAAUAGCAUUGUGGCUGUGUAAUUUAUUACAAGAACCUCAUUUUCCAUCCAUGCUUGAUCAUUAAAUCUUUGUUGUGUAUUUUUAAUGCACAUUUUAACAUAACGGACUGAGCAUGUGGCAGUUAAUCUUCUCAUUAUGUCAGAUAAUUGAUAGUGACGAUAGUUACAAGAGAUAAACAUUUUUUAUUAAAUUCGUAUCAUGGUUAUAAAUAACUCUCAGCAUAAUAAUUUAUAUCUGUAUUUGAUGACCUUAUGCAAACAUAAAUCUUUCAGAUUAAAAUAAAUUGGAAACCACUGAGGAGGAUAUUCUUUAGACUAUCAAUUUAUUCAAUUUUUAUUUUUUAAAAAUUAUCAAUCGUAUUUAUUAUUCCAAAUUUUUAUCUUAUUUUUUUCAGAAUGGUCGAAUUUUGGAUCAUUUCACUCUUAUUAGGGACCACCACAGCUCAUAUUCCAAGAAGAGUGAAUAAUCCUUUAUGAAUGGUUGUGUCAUCACCAACUAAAACAUUCCAUUGGUCUGACUAUAUAUAUAUGUAUAUUUUUUAACCUCUUACUUCACUUAAUGUGCAAUAACCACCAGCCUCUGUAUAAGGCCAUAAGACACGUCCUUAGACACAUUCUAAGACACAUAAAUAAGAAUUUGAUUUUUUGAAGAGUCAUAUUUUGUAAAAUAUGAAAAUUAGAGGACUGAAAGAUUAUAAAAAAUAAAAUGUUUGGUGUACAGAAAAAUGAAAUAUUGUAUUCAUUUAAGAAGUGUUAAAAUUGCAAUUCUGUUUUUGUACCAGACAACUUGCAUGUAUGUAUGUACUUAAUUUGUAUAAUUUAUAUAUUCUAAAGAUGAUACAUUUGAUUUUUCAAGUAAUAAAUUAUUGUUUAACCAUGACAUUAUUUGGGAUAAAAUUGAUUUAUAAUUAUUCCCAACUGAACUAUAGUAAUAGUGACAUUACCUGGGAUAAAAUGGAAUUCUUGUUAUUCCCAACUGAACUUGAGGUUGUUAUGUGCACAACUCUAAACAAAUCUACGAAGUCAAAGGUCACAUGUCAGGCAUGAUUCUUCUUUGUACCUUUAACUUCUGAUCUUGUUAGCAUUACAUUAUUUUUGCUACCAGUAUUGUUCUUGUCAACUGAAUACUUUAUACUUGAAUAAAGCAUAAAAAAGUAAUUUUUUUGUUUUAUUCCAAUUACUUAAUUGUUAUUUUUGUACAGAAACAUUAUUCCAUUCCACCAUGAGCACAUGAUCUAAAGGCAAAAUGAUUAAAAAAAACUAGAAGUUUUAAAUUUGUAGAUUUUUAAUGUGCAUUACAGAGAUGGGUAAAAACUGAAAGACUUCAGCGAUUAAAACAUGAUUCUUUUAAUGCCUGUAGGAAACGAAAUAAAUAAAUAAAAUCA